Messenger RNA from Xenia sp. Carnegie-2017, 630 nucleotides. RefSeq lists its product as uncharacterized. The transcript has a single exon. The record is from RefSeq and is a predicted model, not a curated record. NCBI's taxonomy places the organism in Eukaryota, Metazoa, Cnidaria, Anthozoa, Malacalcyonacea, Xeniidae. The coding region runs from base 1 to 630 and encodes 209 amino acids.
AUGACCGAACGGCAACGUGUCGUGUGGGUAUUGUCUACUCCAGCAUGUGCCCAGCUUAGCUCAGCUAUGCAAGACCUCAUUGGCAUCAUUUGUGAACACAGCGAACAAAACAAAGAUAUGUCCCAAAGUCGACAGAAAAGAGAUAUGGAUGAUACCAUGCUCAUCCUUAAAACGCUUGCAUCAGAAGGAAAGAAUCCAUUUAUUCAAGAAUCAGUUCUCAAGAAUAUAAUGACAGGUGUAAACGCAGAUGAUUCCGUUGAUGUUGAUGAAGCUCGAAGUAAAGGAGAAAACAUAUUGUCAAAGAUGGCUGGUACAAAAGUAUGCGACUACACAUUUACACGUAAAGAUCAGGCCAUUACUCUUGCUGCAGGCUCAUCAGUAAAGAUAAACGGAGUAAAAGUACAUCUCGAUCCACAGCUUCUGUUUCAGAGGUUAGUCCUUGCAUGUAAUACCGUUGAUGAUUUAGAAGAAGUAUUUCAAUACGAGCUUUGUAGUUAUCCAGCAGCCUUGUUCGAUUCCCCGCUAACGUUGCGACAGCCUCAGAAGUCUAAUCUUGCAGACACAUUGUGGGAAAUGCUGUCACCUGAUGCUAAGGCCGGCCCGGUCGGCGAAACCAAAUUCGAUAAUUGA